This is a messenger RNA of Phycomyces blakesleeanus NRRL 1555(-), 2242 nucleotides long. RefSeq lists its product as hypothetical. The transcript is spliced from 6 exons. NCBI's taxonomy places the organism in Eukaryota, Fungi, Mucoromycota, Mucoromycetes, Mucorales, Phycomycetaceae. The coding region runs from base 43 to 2175 and encodes 710 amino acids. The record is from RefSeq and is a predicted model, not a curated record.
UUUUCUACUCCUCUUUACCCUUCUAUCUCUUUGGUCAAAAGAAUGGAUUUCAUUCACAAACCUAAACCACGCACUGUUCGCAUCGGAUGCUACUCAGCAUUUUGGGGUGACUCUCCCGCUGCUGCCCGUCAACUUGUUCAACAUGAGGGCUCCUCUCUAAACUACCUUGUUGCAGACUAUCUGGCAGAGAUCACUGUGGGUAUUCUAGCAUCACGUAGAAAACGCCGUCUGGCCACGAAUUACAAUAAGAAUAAUACUCCUCCACCACCACAACCAAAAGCCACAGACUACAUCGCAGAGUUCAUCGACCUGGUUUUACAUCCUAUCCUCCCCGAUUUAGCAAAAAAUCGAACAAAGGUUGUGACCAAUGCUGGCGGCCUAGACCCCAUUCAGUGCAAACACGCCAUCGAAGCCCUCUUGGUCAAACUCAAUCUCCACACUACCCUGACUGUAGCUGCAGUCAUUGGUGAUGAUGUUCUUCAGCACACCAAUCAUAUCAACAAUCCUUCUUCACGUCCUGACUAUAGUCGUGAUCCUAAUAAUCGUCGCAAUAGUAGCAAAAGUAGUAAUCGAGGACAUGAUCAUAAAGAUCAUCCAUUAACACUACCACCAGCACCAGUCUGUCUUGGGUCUAUACCUAACCUGCAACCCUUUUCAACCAUCUCAUCCACAAACCACACUUUAGACGCCGACCGUAUGCCAGCUCCAGAAGAACCGAUCGUGUCACUAAACGCAUACUUGGGCGCCAGGGCCAUCGCAAGUGCUCUGGAUGCCGGGGCUGACAUUGUCGUCACCGGCCGCGUCGUCGAUUCUGCUCUGGUGGUCGGACCACUGAUCCACGAAUACGGCUGGAACGACGACCAGGAUCCAGAAUACUACGACAGACUUGCCAUGGCUUCUCUGGCAGGCCACAUUAUCGAGUGCGGCUGCCACGCCACGGGCGGGAACUUUACCGACUGGAGACUGGCGGCGCAGUCUGCGUUUGGCGGGUACGCCAACAUGGGAUACCCCAUUGUCGAGUUUGACCAGACCGGAACCUACUUUGUGGUCACAAAGCCUCUCCAGACCGGAGGCCUCGUCACUCCUGCCACGGUGGCCGAACAGAUUCUCUACGAGAUCCUUGAUCCUGCACUCUAUCUCUUGCCCGACGUUAUCCUGGACAUGCGCCAGGUCACGGUGUCGCAGGUCAGGCCGGACCGAGUGCUUGUCAAGGGGGCCAAGGGAAGCCGGCCCACUCCAUGGCUCAAGUGCUCGGGUAUCUUUGUCGACGGCUGGAAAAUCAGUGCCGAGCUGGUCGUGGCCGGCCAUGAGGCCAGCCAAAAGGCACUCGCGGUCGGCCAGGCCAUCCAGCAAAGAUCCCAAGCUCUGUUUAAACAAUUGGGUCUAGCUGACUUUCGAGACCUUAACAUCGAAGCACUCGGAAGUGAGCAUCUUUUUGGAGCCAAUAAGACUACAAAUCCAAGCAGAGAAAUCAUACUGAGAUUGACAGCCCACCAUGACAAUCCCAAGGCACUUGAAGUAUUUGCCAUGGAAAUAAGCCCAGCGGCUACUUGUAUGGCCCCUGGUAUUACUGGUGCGGCUGGAAGUCGACCAAAGUCUGUUCCGAACCUCGUGCACUUUCCUUGUCUGAUUCCAAAAACUUCUAUCGAGACCAGUUUCGUGGUCGGCAAAAAAUCUACUUCUACUGCUGAUACGGUUGCCAUUCAACAAUCGGCAGCAGCAGUGGUAGUGCCCUGGGGUGCUUGGGAUGAAACCCAAUCAUUUGCAACUCCACUUGUGGUACCUGUCAUUCCAGAACCAUCUACCAUUUCAGAGACCAUGGUUAAAGUAAAGCUGAUUGAUGUAGCCUAUGGGCGGAGUGGAGAUAAAGGAGACGUGUGCAAUAUCGGUAUCAUUGCAAGGGAUCCAAAAUACUUGCCUUUCAUCAAACGUUCGGUGACAGAAGAAGUAAUAAGAGAGUAUAUGAAACAUCUUUGUAAAGGAUCUGUCACCCGAUUUGAGCUACCCGGACUCAAUGCAUUAAACUUUGUACUCACCAAAGCUCUAGGUGGUGGUGGCCUUUGCUCUCUCUCUAUUGAUCGCCAAGGCAAGACUUAUGCUCAGUUGGUUCUUUCUGGCCUUGACGUAGAAUUACCCCUUUCAAUGGUGAUUGUACCAAAUGAAUCCAGAUUGUAAACCAACAGUAUCGUAACUCAUUUUAUUUUUUUUGGAAAUAAAAAAUGGGAUCCUCCAAUGAAAUGUC